Talpa occidentalis (Iberian mole) is the source of this 2567-nucleotide messenger RNA. RefSeq names its product transmembrane protein 86A (gene TMEM86A). The record is from RefSeq and is a predicted model, not a curated record. Bases 88 to 810 code for a protein of 240 amino acids. NCBI's taxonomy places the organism in Eukaryota, Metazoa, Chordata, Mammalia, Eulipotyphla, Talpidae. Gene Ontology annotation, cellular component: membrane. The transcript is spliced from 3 exons.
CACUCCGGGCUUUGUCUGCUGCUCACCUGGCCGCGGGCGCGUCCUGGCCGCCCAGCCCGGAGCGGGGUGCCCGCCGUUGCAGCCGCCAUGGUUUCCCCAGUCACCGUGGUGAAGAGUGAGGGACCCAAGCUGGUGCCCUUCUUCAAGGCCACCUGCGUGUAUUUUGUGCUCUGGCUGCCCUCGUCCAGCCCAUCGUGGGUCAGCGCCCUCAUCAAGUGCCUGCCCAUUUUCUGCCUCUGGCUCUUCCUUCUGGCCCAUGGCCUAGGAUUCCUGCUCACCCACCCCAGUGCCACCCGCAUCUUUGUGGGGCUCAUCUUCUCUGCUGUAGGUGAUGCCUUCCUCAUCUGGCAGGACCAGGGCUACUUUGUGCACGGUCUGCUGAUGUUUGCAGUGACCCACAUGCUCUACGCCUCAGCCUUUGGCAUGCGGCCACUGGCUCUUCGGACAGGUCUGGUUAUGGCAGUGCUGUCAGGCCUGUGCUAUGCCCUCCUGUACCCCGGCCUCUCAGGUGCCUUCACCUACUUGGUGGGGAUCUACGUGGCCCUUAUCAGCUUCAUGGGCUGGCGGGCUGUAGCAGGGCUAAGGCUGGUGGGGGCAGCCUGGCGCUGGACGGAGCUGGCGGCGGGAAGUGGUGCGCUGCUCUUUAUCAUCUCUGACCUGACCAUCGCCCUCAACAAGUUCUGCUUCCCCGUGCCCUAUUCACGGGCGCUCAUCAUGUCCACCUACUACGCUGCCCAGAUGCUCAUCGCCCUGUCAGCUGUUGAGAGCCGGGAGCCAGUGGAAGACUAUAGACUGAGCAAGGCCAACUGAGAGGCCAGGAUCUGGUCACUCCUCUCUCCUGGGGCUGGGGUCCCCUGAAACCUGGGAAUCUGUAAGGGCUGGAGCAGGAUGGCUAUAGGGCAUCCUAGGGCAGCAGGCUCUGUCUGGGAAAUGUGUAAGUUAAAAGGGGUAAGCAGGAUCUCCCCAGCAAGUCUAGGGUCCAAGACAAUGCUGAGAGCUAAAAAGAGCCAGCUUAAUACUCCUUGUUGGAGCAAGAAGUACACAUCUCCCUACCCCUGCCCCAUCAGGACUGUCCAAGCCCCUUUGAAGGGUGAUGGUGCUCAGCCUGACCUCCCCCCACUUCUACUAAAUGGAAGAGUCUGACUCACCCACUCCCACUCUUUCUGAGCUAAGCAGAGUUGAGGGAAGAGGGGAGAAAUCUGUGUUGAGAUGAGUCAGGUCCAAGGCUUGAAGCCCCUUUCACAGGCCCUUAGUUGGGAAGAUUUGAUGAGGGUGGAGUCUCCCUUUCCCUCAUCUAUCCUUGUUACUUGAACAAUCUCAAAUUCUCAGUGAUGGGUGGGAAGGUGAAAGAGGGGUAUCUUGUCCAGGUAGGUAAGAGAAGGGAUUUCUUUGGCCUGGGAGCUUGGGGUACCAAGGAUUCAAAUUGGUCCCAUCUCAAAGUCAUCCCAGAGCUCAGGCCCCACACCACCACAUCCUUAGACCCUAUUGCCAGGGAUAGGGUGAAUUAUGCCAAAGGAAGGGGCCAACUUGUGUGAGUGUGUGUGUGUACGUGUGUGUGUGUAUGGUCUGCGUUCCAGCUUAUCUAUGUCUUUCUCUGCCAUCUUGUCUCUGUCCUGCUGUUGUCAAAGUCUUAUAGGGAGAGGGACUCAGGGAGCUGCUGAAGGGGGAUGCUGAGCCUGGCUCAAGAGAGCUGUCCCCCCCACCUGCCCAGUGCUUUCCUCCCAGCCCCCUCCUGAACUGGGAGCAAGAGGAGGGAGCGCCAAUGACACUCUAGGGUCAUAAGACCCGAGGCACAUUCAAUGCAAGGGGAUCCAGGAUGGAACAACUCCAUCCUCUACUUCUCAUGAAAAAAAGAAAUAAAAACUAAGGGCUAUUGGUUGCCCCAUUUGUCUGCCUGAGUAGCACGUGCCUGUUCUGGAGAGGAGAGGAGAGGGUGGGGGCACGGUGCCAGGGGCCUGGAUGUCCUCACAGUCUGGGUCACAGUCCUGGCCAGUGCAUCUUGGCGCCAGGCUGGCUCCCUGGCUCUGGUGACGCUGUGCUGGUAGGAGUGGGUCUCACUUCCCCGGUCAUGCGUGUGGGUAAGGAUGUAGUUCUGGGUGAGGGAUGGGGACCUUCUGAAUUUGGUUCAUACAUUCCCUUAUACUUGGGUACCCACCACCUUUGGUGAUCUUAGCUACACAGUGUCCUCUCCUGAUGCCCUCUCCCCACCCCCAAUUCUGGGCUCAGUCUGGGAUUGGCUGAUUCAUACUUCAGAUGUGAAGCCCUGGCAGAAUAAAGCCUCACCCCACUGCAGGGGCAUUUGCAUCUUAAUGGGCAGUACUGUGAUCCAGAAAUGUAAAGGGCAACCUUGGGUGGUGGUAAAUAUGCCCUUAGUAGCAGGGUUAUUUACAGUUGUGGGACAUGAUAAGGGAGACUCGAGUCCCAUGUGGAUAUUAGAUAAAUCAGAGAUUUUCAAACUAGGAUUUUUACAGCCCUCCAUGGUAAGAGAUAGCUAAUAAGUAGAGAAGGGAGGCUCAAAGACCCCUUAUUCCUGUUUUAAGUCUAGUAGCUUCUUUUUUUUUUUUUUU